CCUGGGUCAAGCGCCCCUCAUCAAGAUUUUCCAUGGGCCGAAAAACUGUCUCACACACAAAACCGACGCUGUGGCCCGGGGUACUAGGUGUACACAGUGGAAGUUCUCCUCUGCAAACAAUCCUGUAACUCGCCUGCCUUACUUUUUUCUACCCCUCUCUUUUCCUCGUUGCUUCGCAGUCCAUUCCCACGCCCUGGCAAUUUGCUGCUGCAACUAGUCGCAAACAAUGGCUUCGUCCGAGGUACUCACCAGCAUCCCGAUCACCUCUCUUCCUCGGAUAUCGCAGGGCAAAGUCAGGGACCUCUUCUCCCUCCCCGACAGCGGAAAACCCAAGCUGCUUUUCGUGACUUCGGACCGUAUCAGCGCCUAUGACGUCAUUCUCAAGAAUGGCAUUCCAACCAAGGGCGCCAUCCUAACCCUGAUAUCGGCCAAAUGGUUCGACGCCCUCUCCUCUCGCGUUCCGGGCUUGAAGCAUCAUUUCCUGCACCUCGGUCCGCCUCCGUCGUCCGGCCUUCUCGCCCCGGAUGAGGAGAAGCUGCUUCGUGGCCGUUCCAUGACUGUCCGCCGCUUGAAGGUCUUUCCCAUCGAAGCUAUUGUCCGCGGCUACGUUACGGGCAGCGCCUGGGCAGAGUACGAGAAGACGCAGACGAUCCACGGCCUGCCGCAGCCCGCCGGGCUCGCCCGCUGCCAGCGCCUCCCGCAGCCCAUCUACACGCCCUCCACCAAGGCCGAGCUCGGCGACAAGGACGUCAACAUCUCGCCCGACGAGGCCAGGAAGAUCGUCGGCGACAAGUACGCCUCGCGCAUCGAGGAGCUCGCCCUGGCCUGCUACAAAGCCGGCGCCGCCUACGCCGAGGAGCGCGGCAUCAUCAUCGCGGACACCAAGUUCGAGUUCGGUCUGGACGAAGAGACCGAUGAGAUCUAUCUCGUCGACGAGGUCUUGACGCCCGACUCCUCUCGUUUCUGGAGCAAGGCCGACUACCAAGUCGGCCGCGAACAGGAUUCCUUCGACAAGCAGGUGCUCCGGAACUGGCUGACCGACAACGGCCUGAAAGGAAAGCCGGAUGUCGAGAUGCCGCCCGAGGUCGUCGAGAAGACCAAGGCGCGCUACACUGAGGUCUUUGAGCGUCUGACGGGGAACAGCCUGGAGGAAGCCCUGAGCAAGUUGAGUGCUUAGCCUAGGCCCUUGGGCUUUACGGCGAGGGCCGUUCCGUGCUAGGGAGCUCCCUCCUGCGUCCAUACUUGGAUUACUUGGCUUUUUAGACUGGCAAUGCGCAAAUCCACAGAAAAUAUGGGGUCGGUGUAAGAGCAAGAGAGCGGAGGUCGAAUUGUUGGCCUCGUGGAUAUUUGAAGAGCUGCGUCCAUUCCGAAACUGACAUCCAGGGGUCCGAGGCUGUGUUGAUACGGCUGCCGGGACAACACGCAACACGUUGGUGAGCGAGGACCGCC
Molecule: messenger RNA, 1449 nt
Organism: Thermothielavioides terrestris NRRL 8126
Lineage: Eukaryota; Fungi; Ascomycota; Sordariomycetes; Sordariales; Chaetomiaceae
Exons: 12
Coding region: 227-1177 (316 amino acids)
Biological process (GO): 'de novo' IMP biosynthetic process
Cellular component (GO): cytoplasm
Molecular function (GO): phosphoribosylaminoimidazolesuccinocarboxamide synthase activity
Source: RefSeq, a predicted model, not a curated record